Messenger RNA from Erinaceus europaeus (western European hedgehog), 1624 nucleotides. It is a transcript of the gene TAS2R42, whose product is annotated as taste 2 receptor member 42. Gene Ontology annotation, molecular function: G protein-coupled receptor activity. Gene Ontology annotation, cellular component: membrane. Gene Ontology annotation, biological process: sensory perception of taste; G protein-coupled receptor signaling pathway; detection of chemical stimulus involved in sensory perception of bitter taste. The record is from RefSeq and is a predicted model, not a curated record. NCBI's taxonomy places the organism in Eukaryota, Metazoa, Chordata, Mammalia, Eulipotyphla, Erinaceidae.
AUGAUUACUGGAUUGGACAGUAUCUUUAUGAUACUGUCAUCAGUAGAAUUCAUAAUUGGAAUAGUAGGGAAUAUGUUCAUUGCACUGGUAAACUGUUCAGAGUGGCUCAAGAACCGAAAGCUCUCUUUAUCUGACUGCAACCUCACCUGCUUGGCUAUCUCCAGAAUCAACCGUUUGUCUGUCUUUGAAUCCUUUGUCAUGGGACCAUAUCCACAACUAUACACAACUUAUAAGCUAGCAAAGUCUUCUAGUUUGCUUUGGAGACUGACUAGCCAUAUGACUAUCUGGCUGGCUACCUGUCUAAGGACUUUCUACCUCCUUAAGAUAGCUCACUUCUCACACUCCCUUUUCCUUUGGUUGAAGUGGAGAAUACACAGAGUGAUUCUUGUGAUUUUUGUGUUUUCUAUCUUCUUUCUGAUUAUUGACUUUCUGUUGUUAGAAACAUUUAAUGAUAUUUUCUGGCAAAAUCAAGUACUUGAUAAAAAUAACCUGAGUUUCCGUUCAGAAGAAAGACAGAAUUCCUAUGUGAGAUCUUUGAUUUUUCUCACCUUGACCAAUUGUGUUCCUAUUGCUCUGUCCUUGACCUCACUGCUCCUUUUAUUUCUGUCCUUGGAGAGACACACCAAAAAUCUUCAGCUCAAUUCCAUGAGCUCCAGGGACAUCAGCAUAUUGGCCUACAAAAGGGCCAUAAAUAUGGUGAUGUAUUUCCUUUUCCUCUUCAUAGUUAAUUUCAUUUCCAUACAGUUGGCAAAUUGGAUUUUUCUUAUGUUUUGGAAAAGCACAUUUACAAAAUUUAUCCUGCUGGCAGUAUAUAUCUUUCCCUCCAGCCACUCAUAUAUUUUAAUUCUAGGAAACAUCAAACUAAGGCAGAUAGCUUUGAAAGUUUUAAAAAAUAUAUAUCUUAAAAGUAUCUUGAUCAGGAAAUUCAUUGGCUUUAUGUAUAGUUGAAUUUUUAAGACUUUUUUUUUUUAACCAGAGCACUCACUGUUCAGUUCUGGCUUAUAGUGGUGCAGGGGAUUGAACCUGGGACUCUGGAGCCUCAGGCAUGAAAGUCUGCUUGCAUAACCAUUAUGCUAUCUACCUUCUGCCCAAGAAUCUUUUUAAAGAUAAAAACUUAAUAAGGUGACUUUGAGGACCAGUUUUUUUUUUACCUCCAUUUUUUUCUCAUAUAUUUUAAAGUAUUAUUGAACGUCACUGAAAUUUUCCUUAGGAAUGCUCCUUUUUGGUGAUAAUUCACACAUAAUGAUGUCAGACAACAUAAUUACAAACAUAGUCAUUGUUUAAAACAUUAAUUGUCUUUUUAAAUCUUAAAUAUUCUUUCAAAGAGAAUCUAAUUUUUUUAAUUUUAUAUGCAAUUGAAGGGUGUAAUUGCAAUUCACGUGGGGGAAAAGCAUGUUGCUUUUGCAGAAAUUGAGAUAAAUUACCAAAGUGACAAGAUGGAUGACCUAUAAAAUGUCAGUAGAAAAGUGGAGUAACUAAAGUUUUAAGUGGAAAACAUGACUUCAUAGCUUUACAAUCAAAGAUUUUUUUUUUUUGAAUGAUAGAGCAUUGCAUGAUUGUCAUUGAAGGUCUUGUUCAUAACAAGGGAAUGAGAUGUUUUAGAAUGACUAUUAUUCACAGUGCA